UGAAGCUAUACGCACCCUUAGCAAUGAUUUGCGUAGUGAUCAAGACAAACUGCCAACUGGAUGAAAAGCAUACUUUAUCUAGACCAACAUACUCAGCUAUUUUAAACAUCACACCUAGCAAGAUCUGCGAAGAUGGCCGCGCCGUACGACACCCUGGCGUACCUGCUUGACAGGGCCAAUGUCCACGACACUGUAACCCGCCUUGGCUUAUACCUCGACCUAGAGUCGCGGGAAGGUCUCAUCAAAGACGUUUACGCUCCGCAAGUCGUCAUCGACUACACAUCUAUGUUCGGCGGGAGCCCGAUUGAGACGACGAACGAGAAAUGGGCGGAGGAACUCGGUCCCAUGAUGAGCUCGUUUGACGGAAAACAGCAUGUAGUUGGGAACGUACUCAUCGAGCUCCCGCAACCCGUUCAAGGGGUCGCUAGGCCGGACAAGUGCAGAGCCAUUGCUAACGUCAACGGUCAUCUAUUCCGCCGAGCUGCCCGGGGAGGGCCUAUGAUGCAUAAUGGGGGCCGAUAUAUCCUAGACCUUGUGCGUUUGCCUGAGCUAGAGCAAAAAGGGGAGAAUCCUUGGAGGGUCGCUAAGCAUGCUAUGGUCUUGAGUUGGGAAAAUGGGAGCCCUGAUGUUAUGACUACAGUUGCUAAGGUUGGACAUUAGAUGGCACCGCAUGGUCAGGUAG
This is a messenger RNA of Annulohypoxylon truncatum, 682 nucleotides long. RefSeq lists its product as uncharacterized. The coding region runs from base 133 to 660 and encodes 175 amino acids. Lineage: Eukaryota; Fungi; Ascomycota; Sordariomycetes; Xylariales; Hypoxylaceae. The transcript has 4 exons. The record is from RefSeq and is a predicted model, not a curated record.